Molecule: messenger RNA, 453 nt
Organism: Protopolystoma xenopodis
Lineage: Eukaryota; Metazoa; Platyhelminthes; Monogenea; Polystomatidea; Polystomatidae
Source: the annotation of a GenBank genome assembly
CCGGCCCUCUGGCCCACUCCUCGGCUCGCCUGGUUGUCCCCUCGUCCGGUUGUGCGCUUGUCGGCUUGCCAACGAAAGCUACUGCACACACUAGCAUUUGCCCCCGAUGAAGAUACAAACCGACACACAGUGACAUGUUCUCUCGCCCGCCUGCUGGCCGUCCCGACUGUAGGUAGGGUGAUGGAAGAGAGGAGCAACACCUCGAUUUGGUUCAGCGGUCAUCGGUCAUCUCCGCAGAGUCGAUGUGUAGCCACGGCUGGCCGGCAAAGCGAAAUAUCCAACCGUCCUGAUGAUGCCUUUUUCCGCACCCCAUUGCCCCUUGAACAGAGCGUGCCGAUGUUUGUCCCAUUUUCCCAUCUCUCUAGGCUUAUGGACGUUUGUCUGGUGCGCACUCUUUCAGCCGGUCGUCAUGCUCAUCUGUCUCCGAAGCGAGUGUUUCCAACCCGUCGGUAG